This is a messenger RNA of Pygocentrus nattereri (red-bellied piranha), 5953 nucleotides long. It is a transcript of the gene kidins220a, whose product is annotated as kinase D-interacting substrate 220a. The record is from RefSeq and is a predicted model, not a curated record. Bases 144 to 5126 code for a protein of 1660 amino acids. Gene Ontology annotation, molecular function: protein binding. The transcript has 30 exons. Lineage: Eukaryota; Metazoa; Chordata; Actinopteri; Characiformes; Serrasalmidae.
CUCCUCCUGAACAAAAUGGCUGUCUGUCCGAAACAAGAGUAACGUUAACGCUUUAAAGAGCAGCCAGAGGGAAAGCUCAGCUCUUACUCCGACACCGGACCUGGCUUUUUCUCUCCGUGUCAAGGAAGCUCUGCGCUGUCGCCAUGGACACGACGGGAUCUCUGAAGAUGACCGCUAUGGCUGUCCAGAGUAUCUUCAGCCAUGUGGAGGAAGAGAACCUGCCGGCAGUGCGAGCCUACCUGGACAAGUACCGGGAGGUGGACAGCAGGAGUGAUAAUGGACAGACUCCUCUGAUGGUGGCGGCUGAACAGGGCAGUCUUGAGAUUGUACAAGAACUCAUCAGGAGAGGAGCCAAUGUUAACCUGGAUGAUGUGGACUGCUGGACUGCGCUGAUUUCUGCUGCCAAGGAGGGUCAUGUUGAAGUGGUGAAGGAGCUCUUGGACAACAAUGCAAACGUGGAGCAUAGAGACAUGGGUGGUUGGACCGCUCUUAUGUGGGCAGCCUAUAAGGGUCGUGUGGAAGUGGCCCGUCUGCUGUUGGAGAAAGGAGCGAACCCCAACAUCACUGGACAAUACAGUGUAUACCCCAUCAUUUGGGCAGCUGGCAGAGGCCAUUCAGAGAUUGUCCGGCUGCUGCUACAACACGGUGCUAAAGUCAACUGCUCUGACAAGUAUGGCACUACAGCGCUAAUCUGGGCAGCCAGGAAAGGUCAUUAUGAAUGCGUGAUGCACCUGCUGGAGAACGGCGCUAAUGUGGACCAGGAAGGGGCGAACUCAAUGACCGCUCUAAUCGUGGCGGUUCGUGGUGGAUACACUGAGGUGGUGAAGGAGUUGCUUAAGAGAAACCCCAACGUCAACAUGACGGACAAAGAUGGCAACACAGCACUGAUGAUCGCUGCCAUUGAGGGCCACACUGAGAUAGUGCAGGACCUGCUGGACGCAGACACAUAUGUCAACAUUCCUGACCGGAGUGGAGACACUGUUCUAAUUGCAGCAGUGAGAGGAGGCCACGUGGAGAUUGUUCGAGCUUUGCUGCAUAAGUAUGCUGAUAUUGAUGUCAAGGGCCAGGAUUGCAAGAGUGCCCUCUACUGGGCUGUAGAAAAAGGCAAUGCCACCAUGGUACGAGACAUCCUUCAGUGUAACCCAGAUACAGAGGCCUGCACUAAGGAGGGGGAGACUCCACUUAUUAAAGCCACCAAGAUGAGGAACAUUGAGAUCGUUGAGCUUCUUCUUGACAAAGGAGCGAAGGUGUCUGCUGUGGAUAAGAAAGGAGACACAGCCCUGCACAUUGCCAUCAAGGGCCGCAGCAGGAAGCUGGCGGAACUGCUUUUGAGGAACCCUAAAGAUGGUCGCCUGCUCUACAAGCCCAACAAAGAGGGCGAGACACCUUACAACAUCGACUGCACACACCAGAAGAGCAUCCUCACCCAGAUCUUUGGAGCCAAGCACCUGUCCCCCACUGAGUGUGAUGGUGACAUGCUGGGCUACGACCUGUACAGCAGUGCGCUGGCAGACAUUCUGAGUGAGCCCACCAUGCAGCCGCCCAUCUGUGUUGGCCUGUACGCCCAGUGGGGCAGUGGCAAGUCUUUUCUCCUCAAGAAACUGGAGGAUGAGAUGAAGACGUUUGCCGGCCAGCAGGUGGAGCCAUUGCUGCAGUUUUCCUGGUUGGUGGUGGUGCUGACCCUGCUGCUCUGCGGCUCUCUGGCUCUUCUCCUGGGCUUUACCGUUGACCCCAAGUUGGCCAUUGCUGUGGCUCUCAGCCUGCUUGCUCUCCUCUACAUCUUUUUUGUGCUGGUGUACUUUGGCGGUCGAAAAGAAGGUGAGAGCUGGGCGUGGCUCAUCAGCACCCGGCUGGCCCGUCACAUCGGCUACCUAGAACUGCUGCUCAAACUGAUGUUCGUAAACCCACCGGAGCUCCCUGAGCAGACCACCAAAGCCCUCCCCGUCAGGUUUCUGUUCACAGACUAUAACCGCCUGUCAAGUGUGGGAGGGGAGACCUCCAUGGCUGAGAUGAUUGCCACACUGUCAGAUGCAUGUGAAAGAGAGUUUGGCUUCAUGGCCACCAGACUCUUCAGAGUCUUUAAAAAUGAUGAGUCACAAGGAAAAAAGUGGAAGAAGACAUGCUGUGUACCAUCCUUCGUGCUUUUCGCGCUGACACUGGCGUGUCUGGUGACCGGCAUGGCCUUGCUGGCUAUCUUCAAGGUAGAGCCCGCUAAUUUUACAGUGAACGCAGUGCUGGUGGCCAUGGCCAGUGUGGUGGGUCUGGCUCUUCUGCUGAACUGCAGGACCUGGUGGCAAGUUGCUGAUUCAGUGCUACACUCACAGAGGAGGAGACUGCACAGUGCUGCCAACAGCAUGCACAAGCUCAAGAGUGAAGGUUUCAUGAAGGUUCUAAAGUGUGAGGUGGAACUCAUGGCUAAAAUGGCAAAAACCAUUGAUGGCUUCACACAGAAUCAGACUCGCCUGGUCGUCAUCAUUGACGGCCUGGAUUCCUGUGAGCAAGACAAAGUGCUGCAGAUGCUGGAUACGGUUAGGGUGCUUUUCUCUAAGGGCCCUUUCAUCUCCAUCUUUGCCAGCGACCCUCACAUCAUCAUCAAAGCCAUUAACCAGAACCUGAACAGUGUGCUGCGUGACUCCAACAUCAACGGCCACGACUACAUGCGCAACAUUGUGCACUUGCCCGUCUUCCUGAACAGCCGCGGCCUCAGCACAGCCAAGAAGCUCAGCAUGGCAGCGCCCACCAACGGAGACCUGCUUGGCGCUGAGGCGUGGCAUGAGGACAUGGACAGAAAGUUUCAAUCUCAGAACAGUCUAGGAGAGCAGGCGAAGCAGGGCAGCAAGACUGCACUGAACCGCAGGGACACGUACCGGAGGCGUCAGAUGCAGCGCACAGUCACGCGUCAGAUGUCCUUUGACCUGACCAAGCUGCUGGUCACCGAGGACUGGUUCAGUGAUAUCAGCCCUCAGACCAUGAGGAGACUGCUCAACAUUGUAUCAGUCACAGGUCGGCUCCUCCGAGCCAAUCAGAUUAUCUUUAACUGGGACCGGUUGGCAUCAUGGAUCAACCUGACAGAGGAGUGGCCCUAUCGGACUUCUUGGCUCAUCCUCUUCCUUGAGGAGAAUGAUAUCGUCUCGGACCAGGUCACGCUUAAGACCAUCUAUGAGAGGAUUUCCAAAAACAUUCCCACCACCAAAGAUGUGGAGCCACUGCUGGAGAUUGACGGAGACAUCCGCAGUUUUGAGGUGUUCCUGUCCUCUCGAACUCCUGUGCUCACAGCUCACGAUGUAGAGAUGUUUCUGCCGUGCACCGUCAACUUGGACCCCAAACUUCGUGAGAUCAUUGCAGACGUGCGUGAUGCCCGUGAGCAGAUGCACAUCGGAGGAGUAAGCUAUCCCACGCUCCCUUUGCAGGAGGCUCCGGUGCGGACACACUCAGUGUUUGGUCAGGCCCCUGCAGCAUGCUCUCCCUCCACCUCCUUCCCCACACAGCCCCACAGCAGCUACUUCAGCGGCCUCACUGGCCCACAGCACCCCUUCUACAAUCGGCCAUAUUUCCCUCAACAUGUUUAUCACCUGCCCCGACAAUACCCCGGCAACCCCCUCCAUGCCCCCUCCCGCCCACCCUCCAAACUGGCCUUCCAUAAGGACCUCAGCUCUGGACUAACAAAGUCUCAGCCCCCCAGUGUAAAGCAGGGCUCUGGUCCUGCAGUACCUCCUGGGCUCCUCAGUUCUCUCAGCACUGAGGGCGUGUGCGAGAGACUCAGGCAGAUCGACGGACUGGAUGACAGAAUGAUGGAGCAAUACACCAGCACUGUCAAAAAGGCAAACAUCAAUGGCAGAGUCUUGUGCCAGUGUAACCUGGAUGAGCUGAGGAAGGAGAUGAACAUGAACUUUGGAGACUGGCAUCUCUUCAAGGCAAUGGUGCUGGAGCAGAGGCAGGUGGAGAGCCAGCUGCUGCAAGAGCAGUGUGGAGGUGGCAGUGAGCAGGGCAGCAGUGUUUUGGCCCAACCUGAUCCCCCCUCCUGUCCUGCUGCAGCCCCCAACGACAGCACCCUGCACUACAGCCUUAAUCUCAGCUUUGAGGAGCUCAGCACAGCCGGUCUGGAGGAACCUGUCAGGCAACCCAGCAACCACUGGACGGGUGCAAGUCACAGGACUUCUAGCAUGUCUAGCCUGAAUUCUCAGGAGUCCUCCAACGACAUCAGCAAGCUGACGGACCGACAGCAAGCCGAAUACCGCAACGCCUACCAGGACUACAUUUCCCACAUGGCUCACCUGGAAGGCCAGACCAUGCUGGGUUCUGAAGACAAGGCCAAGGAUGGUGAGCAGGAAGUCCGCAAGCCAUUUAAAAGAAAUCUCAAACCCGCAGACAGCAUGGCAGACUACGCCAAUGCCCAGGAUGCCAGCCUGCUCCAUCCCAUCACUGAAGAAGACGAAAAACCAGAGCAUGGAGCCGCUCGCAAAGCUUCUGUAAGCCGGGGCCGUUACCACAACGUGUCCAGCCAAGAAGAAGAGGAGGACGAGGAGUCCGGCACCGAGGAGACGGACGCCACCCCUCUGCUCUGGGAAGAGCAGCGGGCAGCUGGAGAGCAGCCGCUCCUGCCCAAAGCCGUGAAGAGCUUCAUCUCAGCAGUCACAUUUGACAAGAAAGAAUCUUCGGACUCAGGCAUGAGGUCCAGUGGCAGCUCUUCGGACCGCUCCUUACAAGACGAAGAAGAAGAGGAGGAGGUAAACUCGCAGGUGAGAGCUGUGGGUGAGGAGGAGGAGCGUCUGAUCCAGCUGGUGCUGGAGAGCCCAGUGCGGAAGCGCCUGAGUGGUAUUCAAGACCCUACCGUCGCCCGCAUGUCCAUCUGCUCAGAGGCUCCGUCUGAGGGCAGCCCGCCAGCCAGCAGCCCUGAGGAGAACUGGCCAGCUUCAGCCGUCACCAACCUGAACCGGCCUACCAGCAACUUGCCUCUGAACAACAACAAUGGCAAUGAGGAGGGCCAAAAUGACAGCACACCACUCAUCAUUGGGCCGGGCACUGCUAUAGUGCCUAACCAGAACUUAAUCGGGGGCCGCCUGUGUAGAACGAUGUCUUCUGGACGGGACGCCGAAGGCGGUGAAGAACGGGAGAGCGUGCUGUGAAGAGCCACCAUGGUCUACAGCAGCGGUCACCAGCCUUUGUUCUGGAGAACUAAAUUCCUAAAGAAGGUUCCAGCUUUUUUCAACCAAGCUAACUUAAAUUACAUCCAACUACUUAAGAGCUCUGCCUUCACACUCAGUGUGUUUCCACCCUACAUUAAAAGUGUCCAUUCAAAGCUGAAACUAUUGUUACUGAUUGCCACACAGAAAAGCCAGUGCAGCUAUCAGUCUUGAUGUUAUGUAGUGAUACCUGAAAUUGACUGUACACCAGCCAUUAUGGAAUAUGAAAUCUGUUGGCAAGAACAUGGAUAAAGUGAGAACUGCAUCAGACGGCUCACUGUCAAAACAUUUCUUCAAAGUAAUAAGUGACCACAUACAAAGUCAUCUCAUUAACCUGAAGCUUUUAGAGUCUUCUGAAAUAGAAAGAACGUAUUUACUUGUAGCAGUUUUAGGUGCUAGAAACAUGCAGUAAGAAGUGAAGUGAGACUGUAACUGUUUUAGAGGUCGUGCUGUGAAACUUGUUGUGGUCCGUUAAGUGUUUUGGAGUUCUUAAUUAACGGUAGGUUAGUGUGCUGUAACGUGUAUUGGCGGAUCAUUAGUGGACUAAUAUCACAGUGUGAAUGGUGACUUAGAUAUUGUGAUCACUGUACGGAAGGCGAAUGCUUUCCACAUAACUAUUUAUUAAUUGUUUGUGCAGAUCAGUGUUGCAUCCGGCAUAUAAAAAAAGCUUCUGUCAGACCCUGCAUGCUCUGUAAGAGUGAUAAGUUAUUUCCUCAAAAUGCAUGGCCAUGUUUAAGGAAGUAAUAAACAUGUCUACAUUGCAAACCGUG